AUGGGCUUCACCUAUGCUGCCACAACUUUGGCAUCCUCAGGCGCGCCAGAAUCUUCCAUCCGUCGGGUUAAAAGUCAAAUCGGCCAACUUGGGGACAUAACAAACGAACUAGAUGGAGACAAAGCGAGCACUUUCUUCGUCGGCGAUUUCCGAGACCCUACAGUAGUGUUUAGAGAAGGCCUUCAACCAGGUUUCGAUACAGGUCUCGACGAUGCUGCCGUUGCCAAUACACCUGAAUACGUAUUAGUAUCACCGUCGCACGGAGCAUCUAUCGACAGAUCAUUUGCCCAACAGGAAUUCGAGGCGCAAACCGGCUUUGUCUAUCAAGUCACCCUGCAUGGUCUGCCUCGGGGACACUGGCUUCACAAUACGAACCACAAUGAUGCCGAUGAGACAGCAGAUUUGUUUGUCGUGCCUGGAGCUAUUCCUCCUAGAAACAUUCAAGGCGCAUACAUCUACCACAAAGAUGGCUCGGGGCUUCCUGUAAAAACCAAAUGGAUACCGAACCAAAACCCCUCAGAUACUCCCCGCGCUAGGAAGAGGCAGACCAAAAGGCCCUGUGUCCCGAUUGACCCCAAUGACCUUGAUCCGGAGGAUGAUGACAGCCCGGUCAUAAAUGAGGAAGGGGAGGAGGAAGAGCCGAAGGACCCCCGUUGUUUUACUAACUACCAUGGCAGUCCUAAAGAUCGGGCGAGAGAUAAGAAGAAGAGAAAGAAGCCGGGAUCAUCUUGGAGGCGCCGCAAUUGUCUUGACUAG
Molecule: messenger RNA, 756 nt
Organism: Metarhizium acridum CQMa 102
Lineage: Eukaryota; Fungi; Ascomycota; Sordariomycetes; Hypocreales; Clavicipitaceae
Source: RefSeq, a predicted model, not a curated record